ACAAGCCACACCUGAGCAGGUUGAAUGAGUAGAAGACAUGUUUGGGAACUCCACCCCCUCCACUCCCGAAGUUGGGAAAUCUACUGAGAUUCUCACCGCGGAGGUUCAUCCUAAGACUCCGCUCCGAUUCCGAACCACAACAACGCCGUUUAAAUUGCUGAUAGGUACCUGAAGUUUAUCUGUGUCUUUUCAGCCGAAAAGAGCUGUCUUCUAUCAGCAGGAAGAGAAGGCAGACUGAACAAACCUCGUCAUGAACUGGGCAUUCCUCCAGGGCCUCCUCAGUGGAGUUAACAAAUACUCCACAGCCUUUGGCAGAGUGUGGCUCUCUAUUGUCUUCCUCUUCAGGGUGAUGGUGUUUGUGGUGGCUGCGGAGAAGGUGUGGGGGGACGAGCAGAAAGACUUUAAGUGCAACACGGCUCAGCCGGGGUGCCACAACGUCUGCUAUGACCACUUCUUCCCCGUGUCCCAUGUGAGACUCUGGGCCCUGCAGCUCAUCUUCGUCACCUGCCCCUCACUCCUGGUAGUCAUGCACGUCGCCUACAGGGAGGACAGGGAGCGGAAAAACCGCCUCAAGUACGGGGACAACUGCCGGCGUCUCUACAAGGACACCGGAAAGAAGCGCGGGGGCCUGUGGUGGACCUACGUCCUCACCCUGGUCUUCAAAGUAGGUGUGGACGCCACUUUCGUCUAUCUCCUCUACCACAUCUACGAGGGCUACGACUUCCCCUCGCUCAUCAAGUGUAAGGAGAAGCCCUGUCCCAACACGGUGGACUGUUUCAUCGCACGGCCUACUGAGAAGAGAAUCUUCGCCAUCUUCAUGGUGGUAACCAGCUUGGCCUGCAUCCUGCUCUCCAUUUUUGAAAUCCUCUACCUGGUCGGCAAACGCUGCCGUGAGUGUUUUACCUCAAUCCAUCACUCCCGCCACAUCACGACCAACAACAUGUCCAGCGGCAGCAGCCUGAUGGAGUCUAACAAUCUAAAGGUGACGGACAAAAUCCCCAAAACCCCUGCGCCAGCGUACAGUGUUGCUAUGUCUUGAGAUACAGAGACUAUAGGAAAAGACUUUGUGAAAAAACAAAGACGUGGGAAAGCUGUUUCCCUCACUACACAGGCAACUUCCUUGAAAGACUUAUUGAAAGAAACGUACUAGAGACUGAACUAUAAUGUUAGUUCUUUGCUGUUGGACAGGUUGAAAUGCUCCAACAUGAAUGUGUCAUUGCUCUGGAAUGUGUGCAUUGUCGUGUGUAUUUACAGAGAUUUGCUGUUUUACAGAUGAAGUUCUACAGCAAAGAGUAAAAGCGAGCACCAAGCAAAGUCAGACUUAGCCCUGACAUCAAUUAUAUGAGUCACCCGAUGGUUUGGAUGGCUCCACAAACACAUGUGGUUUUCUGUGUAAAAUUUUCCCCCUGCUCAAGGCCAGCCUCAGAAAGUUUAACCCAGACUGCACCGAGUCUUUUGCUUUUGCUCGAGUGUGGACUCUUCGGGAUUACUGUACUUUGUGUAAUUUAUCGUGGAAAGAUUGUGCACGUUACUGUCUGUUUUUGCUGCCAAUGUUGAAACCACUUUGUGUUUACUCCCGGUGUAGUGCAAACAAGUCCAAAGACAGUUAUAUAAACAGAAUUGUUAUUAGUAUCAGGAUGUAUAUGUUUCACAGCAUCUGGGUGCAGUCUAACUGCAUAUCUGUCUAUGUUUUUUUUUAUUAAAGAUUAUUAUUUUUGACUUUUGAAAA
Molecule: messenger RNA, 1729 nt
Organism: Mugil cephalus (flathead mullet)
Lineage: Eukaryota; Metazoa; Chordata; Actinopteri; Mugiliformes; Mugilidae
Gene: gjb10
Product: gap junction protein beta 10
Exons: 2
Coding region: 251-1039 (262 amino acids)
Biological process (GO): cell communication
Cellular component (GO): connexin complex
Source: RefSeq, a predicted model, not a curated record